AUCGUCCCCGGCUCCCCCAGCGCGGCCCCUCCGGCAGAGAGCAGAACCCGUGCCCUGCGCGGCACCGUUUCCAUUGGCAACGCGCGGUGACCGGUACCGGGGCCUGGCACCGCCUGAGGCCCCGAACCGCCGCAGGACGCUCUGGAGGCGGCUCCCGGAACAGGGCUUCUCAGCCCGCGUCCCGGCCUCAGGGGCAUGACCUGCGGGAGCACCGAGGGGCGUGAGGAGUCCCGGGGACAGAGUCCGAGUGUGAAGGAGGACUCGUUCAACGUGCUGGACCUGGCGGAGUACACCAAGAAUCGGCCCUGGUGGCGCAAGGUCUUUGCCCCCAGCUCGGGGUCGAGCGCGGAGAAAUACAGUGUGGCCACACAGCUGGUGAUUGGAGGGGUCACGGGAUGGUGUACUGGAUUCAUCUUCCAGAAAGUUGGAAAGCUGGCAGCGACAGCGGUGGGAGGUGGCUUUUUCCUACUUCAGAUUGCAAACCACACAGGAUACAUUAAAGUGGACUGGAAGCUGGUAGAACGGGACGUGAACAAAGCCAAGCAGCAGCUGAAAUUUCACAGCAGUGGUAACAAAAUGUCUCCAGAAGUGAAAAGCAGAGUGGAUGAGGUGAUCAUAUUUCUGAAGAAGAAUAUUAUCCUGACUGGAGGGUUUGCUGGAGGAUUCCUGCUCGGAAUGGCGUCCUAGAAACUGUGCUCGACUCUCCCUUCAUGCCCAGCCUUCCCUCCCCUCCUCUACUGCUGUUCUCUCUCACUUAUAAAGUCAAAGGAUGUUGCCGA
This is a messenger RNA of Harpia harpyja (harpy eagle), 779 nucleotides long. RefSeq names its product FUN14 domain containing 2 (gene FUNDC2). Gene Ontology annotation, biological process: autophagy of mitochondrion. Gene Ontology annotation, cellular component: mitochondrial outer membrane. Bases 196 to 687 code for a protein of 163 amino acids. The transcript is spliced from 5 exons. NCBI's taxonomy places the organism in Eukaryota, Metazoa, Chordata, Aves, Accipitriformes, Accipitridae. The record is from RefSeq and is a predicted model, not a curated record.